AGUGUACCUGCUGAUGAGGGUGGGAGGGGUUGGACUCGAAGGGAGGCGUUUCCGUUGAGCAUUUGGAGCCUCAUUUUUGCACUCCCAGGCAGCUGCUGUAGUCUCUCUCUCUGGACACAUCGCAAAAAAAAAAAAAACGAUGAAUGCACUUGAUGUGAGAAGUAAAACGGGAAUUUGGUUGCGUGCUUGCGCGCGGCUGCGGUGUUCGCGGAUUUAGGACAAAUGAGUCUAAAUUGUGUCCCUGUCAAAAACGCGCCGUGAUCAUGCUGGAUUGGCUCGUGUUGCUAUGCGUCGCGGCGCUGGUCGCAGUCAUCUGGUCCGGCUCCAAAGUUUCUGGUACCGAGAAGCGGACGAGCGCCGCGCCGGGAAGAGCGAACGGUCCGCUGCGAGGCGGCGACUGCAGCGUGGAGCUCAUCUGCAAACGUUCGGCCCUGGCCAACUACCUCGUUAAGAACUGCUCCACUUUCAGCAACUACUCGCCGCGGGUCGGCUGGACGCGGCGGCCCAGCGCCGUCCUCCAGAGCUUGUACGAGGCGUGCCGGUCCUCCGGCAAGACGGUCCACUUCGUGCGGGACAACCUGCAGCUGAGCGACGACGGACUGGUGGCUCUGGACUGGGCUUAUCCCUCCUACCAGAAGAGACGCAGGACCGCCAGCCACUCCACCAGCCCGGUUCUCCUCAUCAUCCCCAAUUCGUUCGGAAAGAUCACCAGGAAUGUGCAGCAGUUGUGCCAAGCCGCGCUUUCCCACGGUUACCUCCCCGCGGUCUUCAACCGGCGGGGCCACAACGGCACUCCGCUCACAACCGUCAAACUGCAGCAGUUCGGAGAUCCCGCCGACCUGCGAGAGGCCGUGCGCUACAUCCGCUACCGCCAGCCCGCCGGCAAACUCUUUGCGGUGAGCGAGAGCACCGGCUCCGGCCUCCUCCUCUCGUACCUCGGGGAGUGCGGCUCGUCCAGCUACGUGACGGCGGCCGUCUGCCUCUCGCCCGUCUUUCGCUGCCAGAGCUGGUUCGAGAACGGACUCUGCUGGCCCGUGCAGUGGGCCUUGGUGCUCUACCAGAAAAUGUGCCUCAGCAGAUACAAGACGGUGUUGAGUUCCAUCGUUCACACGGACACCCUCUUUGCUACCAGUUCUCUGCGCAACCUGGAGGAAGUUCUGUUCUGUCGCACAGAUCAGGUUAGCUGCGCGUCGGCGGCGCCGGCUGGGACCGGCGGCGGCGCUUCGGGUUCCUGGGAAGCUUACUGGGAGCGCAAUGAACCCUUAAGAGAUGUGGACGAGGUGGCGAUUCCAGUCCUGUGUGUCUGCGCUCGGGACGACCCGGUCCGGGGAAACACCCAGUCCACGGUACCCUGGGAACUAUUUGAAAGCAACCCGCAUUUUUUCCUCCUUCUGACAGACCGAGGUGGCCACUGCGGUUUCCCCGCGACAAGCGAAGGGAAUUCCGCCGGGCCGGCUAGCCGGCCGGCAGCUGGGCCCAGCAGUGCGACUGCCAACUGUGGGAACAACUGGAGCCACCGGGCUCUUUUGGAGUUCUUCAGGGCUACCGCGGACUUCUUUGCCGCAGAGGAGAGAACGAAACAGCUCGCGGCAAAGAGGAGGGUUCUGGGCGGAGGCGCGGGAGGGAGAAUCUUCCGGCACCGGAGUGUCAGCACGUGUAAACGAGUGCCGGCGUGCUCCCACAAUAUCAACGCCAUUUACAACUGGCAGAGGUCCUACACACGCUGAGGGGACUUUGUGGAAUUUGACACCCACGUGCUUGUUCGGUUCCAAAACGGGAUGAUGGCGUAGUGGUUCACCUGGCUGACGUUUAUGCCAAUUGUGAUUUGCACUCACGUUCAGGUUUCGUCUGCUGGGAUUUCGGUCCCUCCCCCCACGAACGCUGAACAGGAUUAGAAGCUGAAAAUGGGCGGAGCUAUAUUUUAUGACAUCGCCGAAGUGUGCCGCUUUUGUUUGAAUGAAAAAGUUCACAUUUUUCUUUCUCAUUGCUAGCUGUCUAUAACAUAUUCAUAGAUCAUCACCACAACGUUGACGUGGAGAACUGAAAAACCUGCCAGAAGUCAGAUCCCAAAUGUUUGAUCCUCUGAAUUCACAGACAAAACAAAUUCUGUUUGUGUCGUAAAAUAUAAUUCUAUUUGCCAUGUCAUUAUCCAAAGCACUUAUCCUCACAAGGGUUUCAGGAAAGCUGGAGCCUAUCUCAGCUAGCUUCAGGCGAAAGGCGGACUACACCCUGAACUGGUCGCCAGUCAGUCACAGAGCGGGAAUCGAUCCCACGGUGCCCACACCAAAGGCAGGCGUGUGUACCACUACACCAUCACUGACACCUAUGGUUGAGAUUUUCAGCCAUUAAUUGAAUAACAUCCCAAUAGUUCAUUUAAAAAAAAAUUAAAUUGAAAAUCUUGACCCCAAUCAGGCGGCACGGUGGAUCUGCUGGUAAAGAGUUGACCUCACAGUUCUGAGGUCCUAGGUUCAAUCCCGGACCCACCUGUGUGGAGUUUCCAUGUCCUCGCCGUGCCUGCGUGGGUUUUCUGCAGGCGCUCCGGUUUCCACAUCCCAAAAACAUACAACAUUAAUAUGACGCUCUAAAUUUCCCCUAGGUGUGAUUGUGAAUUCGACUCUUUGUCUCGAUGUGCCUUGCGAUUGGCUGACAAUCAGUUCAGGGUGUGCCCCGCCUCCUGCCCGUUGACUGGCGUGAUCGGCUGCGGCACUCCCCGCGACCCUCGUGAGGUUAAGCGGUGAAGAAAAUGGAUGGAUGGAUGGAUGGAUGGAUGACCCAACCACAGUUGAGAAAGCAACCUUACAGUUAUUAGUUUCAUUUUUUUUCCAAGUCAUACUCUAUAUUUACCACCUGCAUUGUAUAUCCUAUUGCAGUAGUUCUAUGUGAAGGACCGACAUAAAACACGACGAUAUUUGAAGCGCGUUUUGUUGUAUUUCUCAUUUGAAUGCACUCGCUCUCUUCUGCAAGCUCAACAAGACGCCCAAUUAUAGCGCAGCCCCCCGCGGCCAUUUCAUGCUCGGCUCGCCCGUGCCCAUUGAGAGUUAUCGACUCGGACAGCCGAGACACAGAAGUACACACGGAAUGCCGGCAGACACAAUGUCCAAUUGUCUAAUGACCAAAUUCACUCACACACGCGAAUGAGAUGUCAUCAACGACAAAAUGCAACCCAAAAUAUUUGGCGUGAGUACUGUCAAGGGACUUUUUGGCGACGCUUUUCUCAUGUGGUCGCGUGAAAUGAAUCAUGGAUGGAAUUCUCCCCAUGUGACCAAAGAGAAUUCAAUGUAUAUUCAGGAAAUAAAAGAUAUUUGGCAUUUC
Messenger RNA from Syngnathoides biaculeatus (alligator pipefish), 3312 nucleotides. It is a transcript of the gene abhd15a, whose product is annotated as abhydrolase domain containing 15a. NCBI's taxonomy places the organism in Eukaryota, Metazoa, Chordata, Actinopteri, Syngnathiformes, Syngnathidae. The transcript has 3 exons. Bases 264 to 1727 code for a protein of 487 amino acids. Gene Ontology annotation, molecular function: short-chain carboxylesterase activity; monoacylglycerol lipase activity. The record is from RefSeq and is a predicted model, not a curated record.